Megachile rotundata (alfalfa leafcutting bee) is the source of this 5375-nucleotide messenger RNA. Its product is annotated as adenylate cyclase type 6. Lineage: Eukaryota; Metazoa; Arthropoda; Insecta; Hymenoptera; Megachilidae. Gene Ontology annotation, biological process: intracellular signal transduction; cAMP biosynthetic process; adenylate cyclase-activating G protein-coupled receptor signaling pathway. Gene Ontology annotation, molecular function: adenylate cyclase activity. Gene Ontology annotation, cellular component: plasma membrane. The record is from RefSeq and is a predicted model, not a curated record.
CUCGUGGUAAAAGGAGCUUGAAGACGCAGAGAAAUACGAGAAUGAAAGUAUCGUGCCCAGAUUCGUCAUCAUGCGAGGGCGAAGUGGCGACUCGGUCCGUCAGUGGAUCAGUGAGAAGCACCAGGAGGUGGGCCAGUUUGAGGCAACACGUAAGCAACAACGAUGGUGGUAAACCGAAGGUCGAGCUGUUGCUUGAUCCUCCGGGUUCCAAGUCGUCGACGCCGUCUUCUCAACCUCACACACCGAACACACCCAGGACACCACACACGCCCUUGAAGAAGUCCAACUGGGAGGUGAUCGAGCACUUCACCGGUGCACCUCGUCCUUCCAUCAUUACGAUGAACAGAGGAUCAGAGAUCGGCGUUGGCCUAAUAGGAAAUAGUGUAGAGACGACGCAGGAGGUGAACGUGCAGCCGCAAACAACUCAGCCGCCCAGAAAAUGUGCCCUCUGUCAAUUUUUAAAAUCGCUGUGUGCAUCGCAUCGGUUCACGAACCUGCAGGUGGAAAUGCUGUACCAACGCUAUUUCCUGCGGAUGAAUCAAAGCAACACAACGCACGUGCUCGGCCUACUAGCAGGUCUGGCUGUCGCUCUGGGUCUGCUUUUAAUUUUGAGACUAAUUUUGGAGGAUAAUGGCCAGUUUCUCGUUACUCUUGAGAGACCCGAGAACCUGUCAUUGGCAGUCACGUUGGUCAUCUGCAUCGUGGUUUAUGCUGUGUUGGUAGCAACCAUAUCGCGACCAGGUAUGAAUGAGAUCUGGUUAGCCGGGGUCAGUGGGAUCGUCCUGGUGACGUUGAUGGCCCUCCAGCUGGCGCUGAACAUCCAUCUUGCCCUCGGAUCCAAAGAACAUCGGAGUGGUGGCCCGCUAGCCGCAGCCUGGGCCGUUUGUUUCUUCAUCUACACGGCAUACGCGUUGCUGCCUAUUCGCUUGCGACAUGCUUGCAUCGCUGGCUUCAUAUUCUCAUUGGCACAUCUGAUUGGCGCCUUUGCUCUCUAUCCUUCACACUAUCCAGCCAUGAUGGAGCACUUGCUGAGUUCCAUCGUCGUCGUGGGUGGAACGAACAUGGCCGGUGUGUUAACGCAUCAUCCUCGGGAAUUGGCGCAAAGGCAGGCAUUCCUAGAGACCAGACAAUGCGUCGAGGCACGUUUAACUACACAGCGAGAAAAUCAGCAACAGGAACGGCUUCUAUUGAGCGUACUACCAAGACACGUAGCCAUGGAGAUGAAGGCCGACAUUGCUGGCAAGCCGAAGGAUACUAUGUUUCAUAAAAUUUACAUUCAAAGACACGAGAAUGUCAGCAUCUUGUUCGCGGAUAUCUGUGGAUUCACUUCGCUCUCGGAUCAGUGCACUGCCGAGGAGGUCGUCAGAUUGUUGAAUAAAUUAUUUGCCUGCUUCGACACUCUGGCAGCCGAACAUCAUUGUCUUAGAAUCAAGCUGCUCGGAGACUGCUAUUAUUGCGUUUCUGGAAUUCCGGAACCGAGGCCCGAUCACGCUCGCUGUUGCGUAGAAAUGGGAUUGGACAUGAUCAGUGCAAUUACGCUGUAUCGAGAGGUGGGUGCCGUGAACGUGAACAUGAGAGUGGGCAUCCACACGGGUAGGGUUCAUUGUGGUGUCCUCGGCUUGAGGAAGUGGCAAUUCGACGUUUGGAGCAACGACGUCACCUUGGCCAACUACAUGGAGAGUGGUGGUAUACCAGGACGAGUCCACAUCACGAAAGAGACACUGGACUGUCUCGGGGGCUACUACGAGGUGGAGGAGGGUCGAGGAGGAGAAAGAAACGCGUACCUGAAAGAGCACAAUAUCAAAACCUACCUGAUCAUCCCGGGGGACACGUACAAGGGUAACAUACCCUCUUCCGGGUUGAGGAAAGGUUUGCCAGCGAACGGAAACGUGUCCAAAGAGAUGAGGGUGAUGGGUCACGGGUCGCAACGUGGAAAACAAGCCAAAUUGGGCUUUGGAGAAGCGACUGAGAGUAAGAAAGUUCCCGAGGACGUGGUGGACGAGUACCUGAUGAGGGCCAUCGACGCCAGGAGCAUAGAUCAAUUAAGGGCCGAAUAUUGCACGCCGUUUAUUUUAACCUUCCGACAACCGAACGUCGAAGAAAAGUACUCUCGCGAAAGGGAUCGGAUGCUGUCGGCAUAUUUUGUGUGCUCCGGUUUCGUGUACAUGGUAGUCGUGAUUGCCAUAGCAAUCACUCUGUACGGGAGCGUGUACUUCUACACGUGCGUAGCAGUGAGUAUAUUGUUUAUAGCUCUGAUCAAUGGGAUUCUACUGGCAGAGAAGAACGAGAAGGUGCCCCAGUGUCUUCGAGAUUUUGCGGUGCACGUCUUCGAAAACCGAGGGGUCGCGCAGGCCUUGGCCACGUGCGUCGUUUUCCUCACAUUUAUCACUGCUUUGUCACCACUGCUGACGCUUGAGAGUGGCCGCGUGUGCAGCAACGGUACAUCGUUUCUCGAAUGGCCGGAUAAUUCCAGCGUCACUUUCCAGAGCAUCGAUGCGCCCGUCGAUGUUUGCUAUUACACCGUCUUCGCUGAUUUGUUUCCGGUGCUCGUGAUGCUGGUGAUGAUCACCUGUGCCGUCUACCAAAUUCUGACGUCCGUGUUCAAAGUGGCGAUACUAAGCUUGGUGGUGGCUACUUAUUUCGCGAUCAGCAUCCACGAGGCUCUGCACGAGAAGGAUGUCGAACUAACCGGGCGCUGGUUAGCUGGCGUUCUAGUGGUCUUCUUCAUGACCUGCCUGGUCGCACACUCUCAGCACACCGAGGCUACUUACAGAUUGGACUUUCUGUGGAAACUGCAAGCGACGGAGGAGAAAGAGGACAUGGAACAUCUGAAGGCCUACAAUCAAAAGCUAUUGGCGAACAUACUUCCGGAACACGUGGCUGCACACUUCCUUUCCACGGUUAAUUCUGAUGAGCUGUAUCACGAACAGUGCGACUUCGUUUGCAUAAUGUUCGCCUCGAUACCGAACUUCUCCGAGUUCUACGUGGAACUGGAAGCGAACAACGAGGGUGUUGAAUGUCUAAGGCUUCUAAACGAGAUCAUAGCCGACUUCGACGAACUCCUUGCGGAAGAACAGUUCAAAUACAUCGAGAAGAUCAAGAGCACCGGUGCCACAUACAUGGCAGCUUCCGGAUUGACGAAGAGCACCUGCGACAUGAAAGAUUACAAACACGUGACCGCGAUGGCAGACUACGCGCUCAGGAUACGGGAACAGCUGGCCUCCGUUAAUGAACACAGCUUUAACAACUUCCGGUUGCGUGUGGGCAUCAAUAUUGGACCGGUCGUUGCCGGGGUGAUAGGCGCCCGAAAGCCGCAGUACGAUAUUUGGGGUAACGCGGUAAACGUGGCCUCGAGAAUGGAGUCUACCGGUGUCUUGGACGGGAUUCAGGUCACUCAGGAAGUCCACGAUAUCUUGGUCACCAAAGGAUAUCCCCUAACCUGUCGCGGUAGCAUCCAAGUGAAAGGCAAGGGCAGCAUGAUCACCUAUUUCCUUGAUGGUCCUCGAAACUCAACCAACGUCAACAACGAAACCAAGAUGAACAACGACAACGCGUGAACUGCUCCUGAGGCAACCUAGAAGAAGCACUGAAAUUAAUCUUGAUCAAAUACUGGGAACUAUUCAAUGUUAAUUAGUGUUCCAUGAAAAUUUGAACAUUUGAGACUAAUCGUAUAGUUGAGGCGUAAAAGGAGAACUCGUGGUUUGAAGUCUGUACAGGGUGUUCCAUUUUAAGUGAACCAAAUAUUAUUCGUUACAAAUAGGGUAAUAUAAGUCUUGUCAAGGUGAAGUUGCCUCUAAGAUUGCAGUGACUUUUUUUGUUAAUUCUAUGUUUUUGUUUAGUGGACUAUGUAGAUGCAAGAUGAAUUCACUAUAUCUUAGUCCUUGAAGGUCAUUUCACUGAUCUAGAACAUCUUUGUUAUUCGAUGAAUAUUGAUUCGAACCGCGAAUCUUGAAAUAAAAUGGAACACGUCCAACUUUCGAUCGAUCUCUCAAUGGUAGCUCAAAAACCUCUCUCCGUGUAUCUUUCAGAAAGUCACAAGAUACCUGUACUUAAAUCUUAUCUGGCGAAUGGUUUUUCGUGUUAUUUCCAUAGCAGGAAUAAGAAAGUUGCGUUCGCUAUGCCGUGUCCACGGUUCUUCUAGUCAAUACAAACAAAAAGAAACGAAUAACCGCGACAAGGGAUGCUCGAUACAACGAAACCGUGGCUGACUUCUUCGUUUCAGGAAUUUCUGUCAAAAAGGAAACGGGACCACGGUAUGUUUUCGCGAAAAAUACAAGCGAAGGGAAUAGAAGUUUCGCGACAUUGGAACGAGAAGAAAAGACUCAACUCUAUUUUUACAUUUCUCUCCUCUAGAAGUCUAUCUCGUCGGAAAGAUAGACCUGGUAUACUUUCGAUAUUUUAGGCGAGACUAAUUUCACUUCGGUCCCUGGGGAAUAUUUGUCCGCGCACAGGUUGUAAGAGAAUGUACGAACGUAAACGUAUUGCUACGUUCCUUCGCAUAGUGUCAUGAUGAACGUAACAAUUAGUCAAUUCAACCGUUGGCUGAUAGAGCGAAAUUACAAUUAAAUGUUCAUAUUUUGAUGUUGCUGGCAGGUCCAGCUGUUAAUAAAUGUUAAUCUACGUGAAAGACCAUGGGCCAUCGGUGAAAAUCAAGGUGAAACUGGUAGAUCCUUUGAUCCUUUGACGAUCACGUCUUACGACUUCUAAAUAAUAGCUGGUUGUCGAUGGCCGUCAAAAUUCAUAGCUCCUUUUGUUUGCUGGCAGAAUUGCGAGGCAUUCAAUUAGAAAUUUUAAUGUGUCAGCUUGCGGAUCUAGAAAAGCAUAAACAUUUCAUUUCUGUUCCCAAAUCAUAACGCAAUCUUAAACUAUAUCAAACGCACAAUUUUCUUUCUUGAUACUUUGCAGCUACUUUCUUACAAAAGGAUCAAAGUAUCUGUUACAGGAUACAAGAAAUAUUUAAGAGGACUAUAUAAAAAGUUAAUCAAGUGUAUAGUGCUAUCAAAGCCUAAGGAUCUGUUAGCUUUUUAGAAAUAACUGAAAGUCCAAGCUGUUAUUGGCUAGUGUUGUAGAAAUCCUCUGUCGAAUCAACUUUGAAACUUUUUAACUUUUGCUGGACAACGGCGGUUUUUCUGUUUCUGCAAUACUCGUCUGUAAUGGCAAACAGUUGAAAAACAAUCAAUCGGUAAAAAAGCGAGAAGGAAAGAAAUAUUUUGCCAACAAUUUAGGAACGUAACUGUUGCUCUACUUCCAUCCUCCGUGUAAUCUCGAUGGCCUAAAAGCAAACUUUAAGUCUGUACUGAAUCAUGUGUACAUCAUAGAUAUAUUCGCGCGAUGUGAUUUGUCAGGAAUAUAAUGUGGAAUAAAUUUUUAAUAAA